Penicillium soppii is the source of this 357-nucleotide messenger RNA. RefSeq names its product putative prefoldin subunit 2. Bases 1 to 357 code for a protein of 118 amino acids. The record is from RefSeq and is a predicted model, not a curated record. Gene Ontology annotation, molecular function: protein folding chaperone. Gene Ontology annotation, cellular component: cytoplasm; prefoldin complex. NCBI's taxonomy places the organism in Eukaryota, Fungi, Ascomycota, Eurotiomycetes, Eurotiales, Aspergillaceae. The transcript is spliced from 4 exons. Gene Ontology annotation, biological process: protein folding.
AUGUCUAGCCAAAAGCAGAUUGACCCAAAGAGGCAACAGGAGCUUCAGCUCCAGUACACCAACUUCAAGAACACCCUCCAGCAAUUAGCACAAAAGAUCGGCGAUAUUGAGCAGGAAGCAGAGGAGCAUAAGCUUGUUGUUGAGACCUUGGAUCCUCUCGAUGGAGACCGAAAAUGCUUCCGCAUGGUGAACGGCGUUCUUGUCGAACGCACCGUCAAGGACGUUCUUCCCACCCUUAAGACCAACUCCGACGGACUGAAGCAAGUAAUUGAGGAUAUGCUCAAGCAAUACAAGUCAAAGCAGGACGAGCUGGACGCCUGGAAGAAAAAGAACAAUAUCCAGGUCGUGCAGCCCUAG